AUGGCACCCGGCGCCCUCAACGUCGGCCACAGCGCCCACUCGAACGAGCUCCACCGUCUGCUCCAAGGACGUGAGACUCGAUGGUACAAGGGCCGGCUCUUGAGGCUCAACUUGAUCUUGCUCCUCCUCCUCAUCACGUCGAGCACCAACGGAUACGAUGGUAGUAUGAUGAACGGUCUCCAGACCUUGUCAACCUGGAAGGGCUACUUUGGCGAUCCCCAGGGCGGUCUCCUCGGUCUCUUCAACGCCAUCCAGAACAUCGGUGGUAUCGCUGGUCUUCCCUUCGCCCCUUACAUCUCGGACAGAUUCGGUCGUCGCAUGACCAUCUUCCUCGGUUGCAUCCUCAUGCUCAUCGCCACUGCUAUUCAGACUGCCGCCCAGAACAUCGGCAUGUUCAUUGGUGCCCGCUUCCUCAUCGGAUUCGGUCUCUCCUUCGCCUGCAUUGCUGCUCCUGUGCUCAUCACUGAGCUGGCAUACCCCACCCACCGUGCUCCCAUCACAUCCCUCUACAACUCCACUUGGUACCUUGGCUCCAUCAUUGCCGCCUGGACUACAUUCGGGACCUUCCGCAUAGACUCGACCUGGGGCUGGCGCAUCCCCUCGCUCGUCCAGGGUGCCCCCUCUGCUCUCCAGGUCCUCCUCAUCUGGUUCUGCAUCCCCGAAUCCCCUCGGUGGCAGAUCGACCACGGACAGGACGCCAAGGCUAUGAAGACGCUCUGCUACUACCACUGCAACGGCGACGAGAGCGACCCGCUCCUCAACUUCGAGUACAACGAGAUCAAGGACGCCAUCCGGCUCGAGAAGCUCGCCAACAAGUCUAGCACCUACGCCUCCCUCUUCACCAACCCCGGGAACCGUCGCAGGAUGCUCAUCAUCAUCCCCAUCGCCUUCUUCUCCCAGUGGUCGGGCAACGGUAUCGUCUCGUACUAUCUCGGCAAGACGCUCGACGGAGUGGGCAUCAGGUCUGAGGGGCAGAAGAACCUCAUCAACGGUAUCCUCCAGGUCUACAACCUCGUCACUGCCUACAUCGGAGCCCUCGUCGUCGACAAGGCCGGACGUCGUCUCCUUUUCCUCACCUCGACCGCCGGUAUGUGCGUCUCGUACGCCGUCUGGACCGCCUGUGCCGCCACCUACGCCAAGAGCUACACCACGGUCGACGCGGAUGGUUACCCCAUCGGCGCCAACACCUCGGCGGGUAACGCCGUCCUCGCUUCAAUCUUCUUCUAUUACGGCUUCUACAACAUCGCCCUCUCGCCUUUGCUCGUCUCUUACACUGUCGAGAUUCUGCCCUUCCGCAUCCGCUCCAAGGGUCUCAUGGUCAUGCAGAUGUGUGUCAGCGCCAGUCUGGUCUUCAACCAGUACGUCAACCCCAUCGCCAUGGACGCUCUCGACUGGAAGUAUUACAUCGUGUACACGUGCUGGAUCGCAUUCGAGUUCUGCUAUCUUUACUGGGCCGUUGUGGAGACCAAGGGCAAGGACGGACGCGCCCGGCCGCUCGAGGAGAUCGCCCAGCUGUUCGACGGCGAGCAGGCCCACGAGGACCUCCAAUUCUACGGCCAGGCACUCGAGUCCGGUCGGCCCGGAGAGGCAGCGGGCGGUGUCAAGGAGAAGGGCGAGUUUGACGACGAGAAGCUUAGUGGCGAGCACGUCGAGAGGGUGGAGCGUCUCUAG
This is a messenger RNA of Dioszegia hungarica, 1671 nucleotides long. Its product is annotated as hexose transporter. Gene Ontology annotation, cellular component: membrane. Gene Ontology annotation, molecular function: carbohydrate:proton symporter activity. The coding region runs from base 1 to 1671 and encodes 556 amino acids. The transcript is spliced from 8 exons. The record is from RefSeq and is a predicted model, not a curated record. NCBI's taxonomy places the organism in Eukaryota, Fungi, Basidiomycota, Tremellomycetes, Tremellales, Bulleribasidiaceae. Gene Ontology annotation, biological process: transmembrane transport; carbohydrate transport.